Molecule: messenger RNA, 230 nt
Organism: Racocetra persica
Lineage: Eukaryota; Fungi; Glomeromycota; Glomeromycetes; Diversisporales; Gigasporaceae
Source: the annotation of a GenBank genome assembly
AUGCCCUAUUCCAAAUGAUGGAAGAACAGUCUUCACAUAAAAAGGAUACAAUUUUAGAACCAGCCCAAUCAACUCCGGGAAAUCAGGCUGAAGUAGAAGUAUUCUAUGCAAUAAUUGAGGAUUAUUUUACUGAAGAAAUUGUUGAGAAAAAUGAAAUUUCAUGGACAACAGUAGAGGAAAUUUGGGAUGACAUGUGGAACAAUAGGUGGGAUGAAGAGGAGUUUAAUUGA